UGGCGGCUGCUGCUGGCAGAGACAUACGGAAAUCUGAGUCUGCAGCAAAGGGAGUCGCGGAGAGGAGAAGCGCUGUGCUGUGUGCUGUCUGUACUCGCCACUCGUGGAUCUGUGCUGCGUGUUCGGGGACUGUGUUUUAGAUUAUGAGGCCGUGUAAGGAUAUGUUGGAUGAUCGUGAUUCACAGUAAUCUUGCCUCUACAAGAAUAACAUAUUGCCUUCUUGGGAACUCCCUUAAAGUUUCUCAAGGAAAUUUGCUUCAGUCCUAACUCAUUAUCUGCAUGAGAACACUAUACCCAUUGACUGCUAAGUGUAUUGAGGAAAUUACAACAGAUUUUUUUUUUACAAUAAAUUAAUAUUGGGUUGUUUAAAUAGCCAAGAUGCCAAUUCUGAAGCAGCUGGUCACAAACCCCAAUGCAUCCAAGAGGCGCUCGCGGGCUGACCUCACGGCGGAAAUGAUUAGUGCACCCAUGGGAGAUUUCCGUCACACCAUGCACAUAGGAAGAGCAGGAGAUGCUUUUGGAGACACAUCAUUUCUGAGCAAAGGAGAUGAGCAGACAGAGCCAGAAGAAUCGACCUCCAAACCAGGGCUGUUAUCCCGACACUUCAGGAGUAGCAAGCGCUCUCUUUCAGUGACACGAACUGAUCGCAGAGACAUGUUAGGGUCACUCAGAGACUCUGCCCUCUUUGUGAAGAAUGCUGUUUCGUUGCCACAGCUGACUGAAAAGGAAUCAGAAAAGAGUUCAUCCAGAAAAAAGAUGCCCAAGAGUCUGUCCUCCAGCCCAGUCAAGAAGAUGCCUGAGGAGCAACAACACAUAAAUGGGGCUUCUGCUAGCAGCCCAGUACCCAUUCAAGACCCCACUUUAACAGAGGUAGAAUUUGGAGAAAUAACAGAGCUGCGAGAGACAGCCCCUAAAAGUAGCCAUGGCAUGAAACAUGCAGAGUCCAUCAUGUCAUUUCACAUUGACUUGGGCCCAUCUAUGUUGGGGGACAUAUUGAGCGUCAUGGAAAAGGGUCAGUGGGAGCAAGAUCUUGAUUGCAGCCUUGAUGAGCUGGAUGGACAUGGGACAAACUAUAGCCAAAGUUCUAAUUCAUCUAGACAGACAGGUCCUUCUUCAGUAAUUCCUGCAACACUGGUCCCUGACCAAGAAAGUGGUUCCAUGUCUAGCGGAAGCCACAAAAGUAAGCCCACCACCAAAGAGAGCCAUUCAGUUUCCAGGGGUACAACAGGAAUCCCAGAGGAGAAACCAAGAAGAGCAAGAGACUUUUCCUUUAUGGAUGAAGAAGGGGAGGAGGAUGAGAUAAGGGUGUAGGAAGGACUGUAAGAGGACUGUGUCUUAUUAUUCAGCUGAAAAGCUAACCAUGCAUAGAGUGGAAAAGUGGGGCUAUUCUGGCAAUAACCCUUUUAUCUAUGAGCUCUAUAAACGCUCUUCAUGGAACCGUGGAUGGAGUUUGUAAGCUAUACAAAAGUACAUUUAAUAGCAAUAAGGUACUCCAGCAACAGGAUACAAAUAGAAAAUUGAUGAGGUUUCAAAAAGGUCAAGGGUUGACCACGUGGAUCCUAUAAAGGUGUCAAUAUUCACUAAUGUUAGAACCUUGCUUUAUUGCACAACACUAAAGUCUAGCAGUCUUAUGAGGAACAUUGCCACAUAGAGGUGACUCAGAAGUGCGAUUAUAGGCUGUAAAAUACUCCAGAGACAUACAUUGCAGGAAUUUAUCACUACAAGCCUUGUCAGCUUGUUUACCCUGGAAUUGAUUCUCUGCAUACCUGUACUGCAUUUACCUAAACAUUGUGCAGUGUUUCUAUUAACUGUUCUAUAUGUCCCACUCCUGUUUUCUUCCUUUGCAAGUUGCCCCCAAACAUUGUUGGUAAAGUCUUUGCAAGCCGAAAUACAAAAACGGGAUAAAACUAGAUCUUUCAGUCAGCUGUGCCUGUACAGUGCAUUCCAGAAACCAGCCGUUGCCGAAUCAACUGUUUUCCAGUGAUCAAAAGUCACACUGAUUUUUAAGUGUCCGCAUUACCCGUGAUGCACAAAUACACUGACAAUCAGAUAUUACUAGACUGAGCUUUGGCAGGAGGAGAAUUAACAAUGAUCACAUGAUACAAUUAAGUUAUGGCCGCUUAGUGUCUGUUGAAAAGCAAAAACAAUUCUAAUAAAGCCAAAGCUUUAGAACUAAAUAAUAUGUUGAGCAGUGGUAACAGAACUCCAUGUGAUGUCAUUUCUAGAUUAUUUGACAACUAUUAACCUUUACAUUCCCAGUAAACUGUAUACCAACUUCUCCUUUAUCAGCAGAGAUUGCUUAUUUUCCUGUGGGAGUAAUGCUAAUCUUUAGAGGAACUUCUAUCCCUUAAACCUUCUUGUGUAUGAGAAGAUAUUUUUUGUAUUCUUGUUAUUAUUUAUGGUACUCAUAGUAAAAUAAAAAUGACACUAUCCAUCUUACUGUGCACUGUAUUAGACAUGGCUGUCUUGUAGUAUAUGGCAAAAUUUUUGCCUGAUCGGUCAUCCAAAAUAUCAGUACUAUUAACGUCUUCUGUGCCCAUUCUUUUAUAUGUUAUUUACAUUACAGUAAGUCAUCUAUUGUUUAGAAUAUCUUUCAUGAAGGAUUUGGAUGCAUUUAACUCUUUGCUGCUUAAGCAUUUUUCACCCCGAUUUGACGCUUUUGGGCUUAUCCAAUUGAGACAUCAAUAUCACACAAAUCAUACCUUGUUUUUUUUUAUUAGAAGACUUUGCAUUUGCGGAAUACAGUAUAUCAUUUAUUUAUUUUUGUACAACAGCAGUAAAUAACAACAUGUUAUAUGUAAACAGUAAUAGUACAAUAGAAAAGGGUUCUCAUAUUUUUUGGAAUAGCUGCAAGUCUCAUGAUCAAUAUGGUACCUCUGUAUGGGUUACUUAAAGGGAAGAUCUUAAUUGAGCAAAACUUUGGCUCAUAGUAAUUUAUGCUGCGUUUACUGCUACAUUCUAGUAAAAAUCCAAGUUGAUCUUAAACAAAAUAUUGCACAUUUCACUAAUUUUAAUAACUCUCCAUGCAUUGGCAAAACUCUUUAUAAAAAAUAAAUUAUUUUUUACAGUAAAAUGUA
Pseudophryne corroboree (corroboree frog) is the source of this 3077-nucleotide messenger RNA. It is a transcript of the gene CDC42EP4, whose product is annotated as CDC42 effector protein 4. Gene Ontology annotation, molecular function: small GTPase binding. The record is from RefSeq and is a predicted model, not a curated record. The transcript has 2 exons. Lineage: Eukaryota; Metazoa; Chordata; Amphibia; Anura; Myobatrachidae. The coding region runs from base 379 to 1311 and encodes 310 amino acids. Gene Ontology annotation, biological process: regulation of cell shape; positive regulation of pseudopodium assembly; positive regulation of actin filament polymerization. Gene Ontology annotation, cellular component: membrane; cytoplasm.